Molecule: messenger RNA, 769 nt
Organism: Mastomys coucha (southern multimammate mouse)
Lineage: Eukaryota; Metazoa; Chordata; Mammalia; Rodentia; Muridae
Gene: Cetn1
Product: centrin 1
Exons: 1
Coding region: 53-571 (172 amino acids)
Biological process (GO): mitotic cell cycle; nucleotide-excision repair; centriole replication
Cellular component (GO): centriole; centrosome
Molecular function (GO): calcium ion binding
Source: RefSeq, a predicted model, not a curated record
CUCACACACAUGUGACGUCAGAGCACCGUUACGGACCCAACUGUGGUGGAAGAUGGCGACCACCUUCCGGAAGUCAAAUGUGGCCUCUACCAGCUACAAGAGAAAGGUGGGUCCUAAGCCCGAACUCACCGAAGAUCAAAAGCAAGAAGUUCGGGAAGCCUUUGACCUCUUCGAUUCUGAUGGGAGCGGGACCAUCGAUGUGAAGGAGCUGAAGGUGGCCAUGAGAGCACUCGGCUUUGAACCCAGGAAGGAAGAGAUGAAGAAAAUGAUUUCAGAAGUGGACAAAGAGGCCACAGGAAAGAUCAGCUUCAAUGACUUCUUGGCCGUGAUGACUCAGAAGAUGGCCGAGAAAGACACCAAAGAGGAAAUCCUGAAGGCUUUCAGGUUGUUUGAUGACGACGAAACUGGGAAAAUUUCUUUCAAAAACCUCAAGCGUGUGGCCAACGAGCUAGGGGAAAGCCUCACAGACGAGGAGCUGCAGGAAAUGAUCGAUGAAGCUGAUCGUGAUGGCGACGGAGAAGUGAACGAGGAAGAGUUUCUUAAGAUCAUGAAAAAGACCAACCUUUAUUAAGUGACUGGCUGGGGUCCCUGCUUCGGCUUUUGUGAAAGUGUAACGGAACGGAUGUAGCCUGCCCCUUCCCUCCUCCUUUGUCUUGGUUGGCUUAGAAGCCUCUAGAUUAAUUAUAAAUUUUGAAGAUAUGUACUAUAUGAGUUUCUGUUGUUUAAUUCGCAAGAACAAAUCUCAAUUAAAGAUCUUCGAGGCUGGAGU